ACAGUGUUGCCAGUGCGUUCGUAUUGUGUUGGACGUUUUAAAAAAAUAUGUGCGUUCAUUUAAAUAUUAUUUCGCGAAUAUGACGUCACAUUGGUACCAGUUAAUAUUGCUAUUGUUAAUUUAUCCGUUCAGUAAUAGUAAAGCUACAGAUAAUGUAACUACAAUCUCCCCAUUGGAUGUGCCUUACGCACCAUGCUCCCAUCUGCGACCUGGAGACGUAGACUUCCAGACAGUAGACUUGAUAGCUGUGUAUAGAUUAGACCAGCCUGAUACCACCGGGGUUACAUUGGUACAAGGCUCCCAAGAUCUACAAAGAGCGUAUAGGAUUGGCGAUGGAGCUAAUCUUACGUUACCUUUGAAAGAAGUAUUCCCAAAUGGAUGGCCGGAACACUUCAGUGUGGUGGGUACAUUCAACGCUCAAGGUCUGCAAAGACCGUGGACCCUCAUCAGAGCAAGAUCCCGCAAUCUUCUGUUUUCACUAACAUUGUUACCGAAUGUUAAAAAAUUAAGUGUUUACGUGCAAACUUCUAGAGUGGUAUUUGAUUGUCCUGAGCUUUUUAGAUCGGGAUGGCAUAAACUACAUACAUCGGUUACAGACGAUGCCGUACAUGUUGCUGUUGAUUGUAAAGAAUUGUUGCCAGAAAAGAUAAAGAAACACGACUUCCGGAAUGUGACGUCAGUUUCUAUCGUGACCAAUGAUGAUGGAACUCCAGCACCGAUAGAUCUGCAAUGGUUGUCAUUAAGUUGCAACCGUUAUAACCUUACUGAGGACAGUUGUGAAGAAAUUGAUUUACCUGAACCUCUGACAGUCACUGUACCUUCACCGUUAAUUUCCCCUGACACGUCUCCCAACUUGCGUCCAUUCUUACCGUGCAACGAAACAUGUCCCCCGGGACCAGAAGGUCAAAAAGGUCAGAAGGGAGAACAAGGUCCUAGAGGUUACACAGGAUUACCGGGUGUACGAGGGAUUGAAGGUCCUCCAGGUGCUAAUGGAUUAACAGGACCCAAAGGUGACAGAGGUGAGCGUGGUCCGCCCGGGACAGUUGUCAAUGGAACUUUUGCUCCGGGUCCGAGAGGAGAAACGGGGAAACCUGGUAUUAAAGGUGAAAAGGGUGAUGCAGGACAAAAAGGUGAACCAGGGGAGGCUGGUCUUGUUGGAUUAGCAGGAUUGCCCGGCGCUGAUGGCAGAGAUGGUUACCCCGGUCCGCCGGGUCCCGUAGGUCCCCCUGGAGUACCGGGGACACAAGGCCCUCCCGGACCCCCCGCUAAUCUUAAUGCUUCUUUAAUACAUGGUGCAAAAGGUGAAAGAGGUUAUCCUGGCCGACAAGGACGUGAUGGAGAAUCGGGUGCUAGAGGUCCGCCAGGGCUAAAUGGAAAUCCGGGGCUACCAGGACCUCAAGGACCGCCGGGUAUACCAGGUAGACUUGGUGAACGAGGUCUACCUGGACUGCAAGGUGGAACUGGAGAGAGGGGACCUGAAGGGCUACCGGUUGCUCAGACAGACUCACUUUCAGAAACGGAGGUUAGAAAUAUAUGUGAGGAUAUAAUUAGAGUUCGUAUAGCAGAGUUAACGGAGAGAUGGACGACUCAAUCUACACCGACAAUAAUAUCUAGAAGAGGCCCGCCGGGGAGAGCGGGCACACCAGGGUUGCCAGGAUUACCUGGAGAACCAGGAAUUCAAGGGCCCCGGGGUUUCCCAGGGGAAACUGGUGAGCCCGGACGACCCGGCAGUCCGGGCUCUAGCGGCGAGAAGGGGGAUAAAGGGGAGAGAGGACAGGAGGGGGUGGGGGUACCAGGACCUGAGGGACCACGAGGUGUUCAAGGACCUAUAGGUCCUCCUGGACCUGAUGGUAGAAUCGGACUUCGUGGCGAUCCUGGACAUCCUGGCCCAAUAGGACCUCGCGGUGUUCCCGGUCCCCGAGGGAACUGUGACUGUCCAGUAGCGGCGUACUAUGCGUAUUCACCUGUUGGAAAUUUUAAAGGCCCAUAAAUGACCCUUCCAGUAAUUACAGCUUUAUAUGAUUGUUACAUGGUCUGUUUAUUUUGGAUUGUAAAUCUAGAUAAAAUGUUGAAAAUAAUGUUAUGGAUAUUUGCUAGAGGAAUCAAACAUUAUUAAUUGUUUGUGUCAACUAAAUAAUU
This is a messenger RNA of Papilio polytes (common Mormon), 2139 nucleotides long. Its product is annotated as collagen alpha-1(IX) chain-like. The record is from RefSeq and is a predicted model, not a curated record. NCBI's taxonomy places the organism in Eukaryota, Metazoa, Arthropoda, Insecta, Lepidoptera, Papilionidae. The coding region runs from base 80 to 1990 and encodes 636 amino acids. The transcript has 22 exons.